Molecule: messenger RNA, 903 nt
Organism: Pocillopora verrucosa
Lineage: Eukaryota; Metazoa; Cnidaria; Anthozoa; Scleractinia; Pocilloporidae
Product: melanocyte-stimulating hormone receptor-like
Biological process (GO): G protein-coupled receptor signaling pathway
Cellular component (GO): membrane
Molecular function (GO): melanocortin receptor activity
Source: RefSeq, a predicted model, not a curated record
AUGAACGGAACCAAUCUACGAUGUUCCAUUUUGGACUUAAACUUGGAACAAACUAGAGAUACCUUUAUUACGAGUAUUUUUACAUGUAUUUUUAAUGCAGUGUUUUCCCUACUAACAUCUACAGGAAAUACAAUCAUUCUUAAUGUCAUUUGGAAGACUCCAGAACUUCAUUCGCCGUCCUUUAUGCUUUUGCUUUGUCUCACUGCCUCCGAUCUAUUGGUCGGACUGAUUUGUCAGCCGUUGUUCGUGGCUUAUCAGAUCGCAGAACUUUUGCAUAACUUCAGAGCUUAUUGCAUCCUGAGAAUGACUCAAAACAUAUCUGGUUGGAUAACAGUUGGGGUAUCUUUGUUCACUUUGAGCGCUGUCUCCAUUGAUCGACUUCUUGCUUUGACCUUACAUUUACGGUACAGUUCAAUUGUGACCGGUUCUCGGGUACUGAAAGUCGCUAUCUUUUUGUGGAUUGGAAACGUAACUGUUGUCAUCUUAAGAUUUUGGAUAAAAAAAUGGAUUUUUUUUCCCUUGGUCGCAAUACUUCUUUCGUUUCUGGUUACAGCAGUAAGUUCCUUGAAAAUUUUUUGGAUCGUUCGCAAACACCAGCGUCAGAUAAAACAGCAACAGGAGAGUGCCCAACUCUCCACGGUAAACAUGCUCAAAUGUAGAAAAUCUGCUGUAACUGUAGUAUGCGUUUAUGGUUUAUUCCUGCUUUUCUAUUUUCCAUUUUGUGUGACAAUGUUCUUGGAGACACUUUUUGGAUACACGUUAAAGGUAAAGAUUGCUUAUGACUACGCAACAACUAUCGUGUUCGUGAACUCCUGUUUGAAUCCACUGGUUUACUGUUGGAGAAUUAAGGAGAUACGCCAUGCUGUUAGAAAUACACUGAGAAGAUCUAUAGGAGAGCAAUAA